GUGACACGGGUUGCGGCAAGACCACGCAGGUCCCCCAGUACCUGCUGGAGGCCGCCACCGAGGCAGGUCGCGGCGGCAGCACCCACAUCCUGGUCACGCAGCCGCGCCGCAUCGCCGCCAUCAGCGUGGCGGAGCGGGUGGCGGAGGAGCGAGGCGAGCCGCCCCCGGGCAGCCCCGGCCCCGCCAGCAGCACCGGGUACCAUGUGCGGUUGGGGGCGGCGGUGACACGACACACGCGGCUGACCUUCUGCACCACCGGCAUCCUGCUGCGCCGGCUGGUGUCCGACCCCUCCCUCCGCGGCAUCACCCACGUGGUUGUGGACGAGGUGCACGAGCGCUCGCUGCAGUCCGACUUCCUGUGCGCACUGCUCAGGGACCUGCUGGUGGCACGCAGGGCCGCGGCGGCGGCGGCGGCGGGGGCAGGGGGUGGAGGUAGCGGCAGCAAGGGCGACAUGAUGCAGCAGCAGCAGCAGGCGGUGACCCCCCUGAAGGUGAUUCUCAUG
Molecule: messenger RNA, 503 nt
Organism: Astrephomene gubernaculifera
Lineage: Eukaryota; Viridiplantae; Chlorophyta; Chlorophyceae; Chlamydomonadales; Astrephomenaceae
Source: the annotation of a GenBank genome assembly